AUGCCCGCCGCCGCGCUCGCCUCUUGCAUCAGCGCCCCCCGCCCCGUACACCGCGCAUGCGCUGCCGCCCUCCGCGCCUGCGCCUCCAUCGCCCGCCGCACGCCCCGACACUGCGCAUGCGCUGCUAGCGCCGGAGGGCUCACGCCUCCACCACUGCGCAUGUGCUGUCAGAGCGUCACUGCGCAUGCGCCCCUGGGCCCCCAGGCUCACGCCCCCAUCACUGCGCAUACGCCCUCAGCACCCCCACAACCCCGCGCAACCAGCGUCCCCGGCCGCGCGGCCCCGCCACUGCGCACGCGCCCUCAGCAAGCCUCGCCACUGAAAUUCCUCUUCGCGCCCUCCUCCCCGCCCCGCGCGCUUGGGCUGCCAGCGCCGCCUGUGCCUGCACCGCUGCCACUGCGUAUGAAGCCUCAGCGCCCCCUCCCCGAGCCGCCAGCACCCCGGCCUGCGCGGCCCUGCCACUGCGCAUGCGCCCUCAGCUCCCCCCUGCGCGCCCCACCAUUACGCAUGCGCGCUCAGCGCCUCCGGCAGCGUCCCUGGAAACGCGGUUCCGCCACUGCGCAUGCGCUUCGCGCCCCCCCGCCUGAGCUGCCAUCGCUUCCUGUGCCUGCGCAACGGCCACUGCGCGUGCGCCCACCCCCACCCCCGCCCCACGCCGCCAGCGCCCGCGGUCUGUACGCGCGCCACUAA
Messenger RNA from Cuculus canorus (common cuckoo), 690 nucleotides. RefSeq lists its product as uncharacterized. Lineage: Eukaryota; Metazoa; Chordata; Aves; Cuculiformes; Cuculidae. The coding region runs from base 1 to 690 and encodes 229 amino acids. The transcript has a single exon. The record is from RefSeq and is a predicted model, not a curated record.